AUGUGGUUCGAAGAAUCGGAAUUCCACUGUAUUUUUUGUUUUGUUGAGAGUAACACUUUUCAAGCUGUCAUAAUUACGGAUGGAUUUAACACAUUUUUGAUGUACAACUACCCUUAUGGAGGAAUUCAGUGGGUGGUUCCAGCGGAUCCGGAUGAUUACCGUUACUGGACUAGUUACUAUGGUCUUCCUGUCGCUGGCUGGAACGCAGGAAAUGAUGGGAAAGAUUAUUACAACCACGAAGCCUCGGCUACAUUUGCAAUGUAUAACCUUGAUAAGAAAAAAGGAAAUACAGGUUCGUUGGGGAGGUACUUUUGGAGGAUUGAGGACAGCGACGGGAAAGGUGCACUGGUGAAGUGCUUAACAUGGGCUGUUCUUAAUGAAUACGCGAACAUUCGUUACUGGUACGACCGCCUAAUAAAAUUAGACCGGGAGAUGGCAUGUCCUUGUACUGAGUGGCAGGCGUGGCUGGACAGGGGAAGAUUCUCCUGGAGCUGGUGGUAUUCGUGGCCUGAAGUGUGUUAUGAGUCCAGACGUUCCAAAUUCGUGUUUUAUUAUUCUACUCUAACAGGAUUAGUUGGACUUCGGCUGAGACAGGAAUGUUGCUACUCCACUGACUUUGAAGACUGGGGCUCUCUCAAGUUUGGUCCUCCUGACGGCGGUCACGUGAAAGUGACAGCUUUCCAUUACUGGUCCAAUCACGUGAAAACGUUCUCCUUGGACGAGGAGGCCUAUCAAUAUUGCUGUGUUGACAUACCUUCGUGCAAUCUGUUUUAUCGCUAUCGUCCGUCUGAUAGCUGUUCCCGUUACAGACCUCCACCAAGACGUUGGUUCUGGGGCGAUCCUCACAUCAAGACGCUGGAUGAUGGGAAUUACACGUUCAAUGGACUUGGUGAAUACGUCAUGAUUGAUGCACAAAAUGGAACAUUCCAGCUACAGGCCAGAACAAAAGCUGCCCAGGGAAAUUCAACAACCGCCACUAUUUUCUCAGCCGGCGCAGCGAGAGAAGAAAAUACGAGCACCAUUGAAGUCCGAGUAAAGGAAGGCGGUGAGGGAUAUUAA
This is a messenger RNA of Orbicella faveolata, 1059 nucleotides long. RefSeq lists its product as uncharacterized. Gene Ontology annotation, molecular function: axon guidance receptor activity; calcium ion binding; protein binding. NCBI's taxonomy places the organism in Eukaryota, Metazoa, Cnidaria, Anthozoa, Scleractinia, Merulinidae. The record is from RefSeq and is a predicted model, not a curated record. Gene Ontology annotation, biological process: synapse organization; homophilic cell-cell adhesion; cell-matrix adhesion. Gene Ontology annotation, cellular component: axon; plasma membrane; neuronal cell body.